CCCUCCCCCUUGCGCUGUCUCCCCCAUCAUGACUCCUUCUAGUUCCUUCUACCCUCUUAGCAUCUCUCUCCCUCUCUUUCUCUCUCUCUCUCUCUUCCUGUGGCUCCCUCCCCACGUCCUCCAUCUCUCCCCACUUUUUGCUCCCGUCACUUUCUUCUGGUUUGCCCUGUUACUGUGUCUGCUUUCGGCAUCAUGAAGUGUGAGGAUUGUAUCUGGGGUCUUUCUGUUCUCCUGGCUCUCUGUUUAGGAUGGGCACAGGGCCAGAGCCAGAGCCAACCAGGGACUAACUACACCAGGCCUGUGUUUCACUGUGGAGGAGACAUGGCUGCAGACUCAGGCUUUGUGGGCAGUGAAGGAUUUCCAAGCUACUACAAACCCAACAGCAAAUGUACCUGGCGUAUUACAGUCCCAGAAGGCAAUGUGGUCAUGCUCUCCUUCCGCAUCUUCGACAUGGAGGCUGACGCCAUGUGUCGUUAUGAUUACCUGGAUGUGUACAACGGCCACUCCAACAUGGUGCAGAAACUGGGGAGGUUCUGUGGAACGUUCAGGCCGGGUACUCUCAUCUCCACCACCAACACCAUGAUGCUGGAGAUGGUGUCUGACUCUGAGACUGGAGGGAGGGGCUUCCUGGCUUACUUCAAUGGAGGAAAACCACAUGUGGAUGAUCACCAAUUCUGUGGAGGCAAGAUGACAAAAGCCCAGGGUGAAGUAAAAACACCUAACUGGCCUGAGAAGAAUUACCCAGCUGGCAUCAGCUGCUCCUGGCUCGUCACAGUAGAGCCUGACCAGGUGAUUGAGGUGAAGUUUGAUAAGUUUGAUUUGGAGUCAGACAGUUACUGCCGCUUUGACUAUGUUGCCUUCUUCAACGGUGGAGAGAAAGAUGACUCUCGACGCAUUGGAAAAUACUGUGGAGACGUCAGCCCCCAAACCAUUGUGACCAAUGGGAACGUGCUCCUUGUGCAGUUUGUGUCUGACCUCAGCGUGACAUCCGAUGGCUUCAUGGCCAGUUACACCAGCGUCCCCCGUGGAUCCAGAACCCCCACAGUAGACAACACAGGAUCAGGACCUCGUAUAGAGUCAGUCCCCAGGAGGCCUGCAGUCAAACCCAUCCUACCUGAGAGAACAGUCAUCAUAACCACCACCACCAAGCCACCCACUACAGACAGAUACCAGGCCCCCUCAACCCCACAGCCCAAGGAGCCCACUGUCAAACCCAAACCAGUCAAACCAGUCAGGACCCGCCCACCAAAUAAGCCAGGCUCAGACAGGACCAGAGUGACUAGACCAGAUGGAAAGAGGCCAGUUCCCCUGAACCCACUGUGUGCAAAGGCAUGUAAGAGGGAUGGAAACAUCAAGAGCAGUUUCUGUGCCAGCGAAUUUGUGAUCACGGGUAAGGUGACAGCGCUGACCCCUGGUCCUCAGGGCAGUGUCUAUAUCGGUGUGUCUCUCAUCAAGGCCUACAAGGCUGGCCGGCUGACUAUCACCCAGGCAGGAGAGAACAUGUCUGUCAAACUGGUGUCAGCCUGCAAGAAGUGUCCUGUCAUCCGCAGAGGAAUGCCCUACAUCUUGAUGGGCCAUGUGGAUGAGGAUGGGCGUGGCACAAUGGCUCCUGGGGCUUUCACUGCCCUAUACAAGGCCCCAUAUCACAAACUGCUGACCAAUAUCAACAACCAACCAUGCUAACCUCACACCCAAGUCCACCAAUCAGGGGCCAGGAAAUCCAGACUCAUGCAUGGAUACCUUGACAACCAAGGUUAUGGUGCCAAAAAAUUAUCUUUAUCCCCGAGAAGUCCUUACCGAAACGGAAUGGUCUUGUUUUUUCACUUAAUGUUUGAUGACGCUAAUUUAAUUUCUGAAAACUCCUUUCAUGGGUGUCACUGCUUCAGAUUAAAUGGCAAGCAUCACACAGCAACAGUUUUACCCACCUCAUAAUAGGGCUAUAUAUGGUAUUAUUUUUGUAGUUUUAUACACAUGCAAAUGUCAGGCCUUAAAUGUGUAAUUUAUGUUUCUAAAUAAAGGAUUUAUAACAUA
Molecule: messenger RNA, 2031 nt
Organism: Oncorhynchus kisutch (coho salmon)
Lineage: Eukaryota; Metazoa; Chordata; Actinopteri; Salmoniformes; Salmonidae
Product: procollagen C-endopeptidase enhancer 2-like
Exons: 9
Coding region: 193-1683 (496 amino acids)
Biological process (GO): proteolysis
Molecular function (GO): peptidase activator activity; collagen binding; protein binding
Source: RefSeq, a predicted model, not a curated record